AUAUUCCACAGACAUGUACACAAGUCACAAAUAUCUAUAUUAACGGUUCAGUUGUGCUAUCAAAACCGUUUCUGAAAAUAUAACCAAUCUUGCUUAUUACUGCUUUACUACUCAUGUAAAUGAAUUGACAUUCUAAAAAAGAAUGAGAAUGUUUUUAGUGCUAUUGUUGUUUUUUCAUUUAAUAUCUUCUGGAUUCUGUGUUACGUGUAGUGGCCAAGAAUAUGGUGUGAAGUCCAUUGCUCUUGCCGUACCUUAUAAUAAGUGCAAUGGCUAUUAUUGUAGACAGAUAACACAUGAAGAUGUUGGCGUCAAUUUAACCAUAACGUGCUCUACAGUUUAUUCCAUAAGUCAGAUCUCUUUUCCUAUUAAAGAAUAUUACGAAACGGUGUCACUAAUAACCACAAAUUCGAAUAUUUCAAUUAUACAUUUAAUGGAAUUUCAUAAUUUGUCAUCGUUAACUGAAAUCUACUUAAGAAGAAGUCACAUCGAAAAUAUUUCACCAGGAGCAUUUAUAGGAUUGUCAAAUUUAACAAAACUCUAUCUGGAUGGCAACAACUUGACAGAAAUUUCAAAUGGAAUUUAUAAUAUUUUACAUCACUUAGAAAUUUUCAGUCUCACUAACAAUAACAUCGAUCACAUCGAAAACGCAGCCAUAGUAGGUCUUAAGAAUUUAAAAGAAUUACAUCUAAAAAAUAACAAACUUACCAAAAUUGAUAACAAUUUUUUUGAAACGUUAAAUCACUUGACGUACGUAGACAUUUCAGAAAAUCCGCUGGACCAAUUUCCACUCAGUGAGGUGUCAAACGUUGAAGAUUUACUUUUAGCAAGAACUAAUUUAACCGACAUCAGUGAAGAUAUGUCUAAUUUGACUCUAAAACUACUGGAUUUGUCAUUUUGUCAAAUCUCCGAAGUUGAUUUUGCUUUCUUGCCUCAAGCUGAAGAAAUUAAUUUAUCCGGUAAUGAAAUAUUUUCAUUAAAAAACUUUCCUUCGCUUGACACUCUAACCCUUAAUCUAAACAACAACUGCCUCGAAGAGGUAAAUGGAAGUUUUCCACAAAUUUCAAAGCUCUAUUUGAGUCACAAUAAAUUCCAGGUUUUAAACAAAACAACAUUUGGGACGCCAGGAUUAAUUUUGGUUUUCGAAGUAGGCUACAACUCUUUGCCAAACUUUGACAACGACUUUUUUCACGAUUUUACAUCGCUGGAAAUUUUGAAGCUUCAGUAUAACAAAAUUACCGAAGUGAGUCCUUUGUUGUUCAGGUAUUUAACCAACUUGAUUGUACUAGAUUUAUCUGGAAACCAAAUCCGCUCAUUGCAAUAUGGCGUUUUUGAUAACUUAGAAAGUUUAGAAAGUUUGAAUAUUUCAGGAAAUAAAUUAGUAGAACUACAUCAGAAUACGUUUCACUCAUUAUCAAAAUUAACUAAUUUGCACUUUGACAGUAAUCAGAUAUCCUCUUUAAAUCCAUACGAUUUUCGUAGUCAUUUUCCGAAUCUUACAGAAGUAUCACUCGAUAAAAACCCUUGGAUUUGCAGUCACCUUGUCAAGAUCGAUAUGGUGUUCAAAUCGUUAAAAAUACGAAUUCUUGGCGGUAAUUCCUACGAAGUUGAAAAUUUUCGUGGAAUUCCUUGUUCCAGCUCUAAAAAUUAUAACACGUCUCUGAAUGGCACGGAUGCGAUUUCUUUUGCAGACGUAGAAAAAAAUAUGCAGAAAGCAAUUAACAAAGGCAUUGAGAAUUCUAAAAUAGACCUAUUUUUUAACGAAAAUUUUGAAAAUUCAAAUUUUAUUCAAUUUUUUAAGAAAAACUACGUUAGAAGUGGCUUUUUUAAAUAUUUUAACGGCGUCAAAAUAGCUUCUCCGAAAGAAGAUGCCAAUGGUACCAAAGCGGAAGAAUUUACGGCUUUAGAAGAAACAUCAGACCAGUCUUACAAAGGAAUCUUUGUAAUCAGUGUAGUUACGCAAAUUGUAAUGUUGUCAUUGUUGGUAAUUAUAGUUUACUUAAUGUUUACUUUUGUCAAAAAGUAUAGAUAUUUUGAAGCACAGCAAACUGUCUCAGAAAUGGAACUGUGUUAAGCUUACACCAUAUUUAUAUAUUUUAUUCUGCUAAAUUACAAUGUAUACUUAAUAUUAAAUAUAUCAUUAUUUCG
This is a messenger RNA of Zophobas morio, 2145 nucleotides long. RefSeq names its product leucine-rich repeat-containing protein 15-like. Gene Ontology annotation, molecular function: protein binding. Lineage: Eukaryota; Metazoa; Arthropoda; Insecta; Coleoptera; Tenebrionidae. The record is from RefSeq and is a predicted model, not a curated record. The transcript has 2 exons. Gene Ontology annotation, cellular component: extracellular matrix. The coding region runs from base 143 to 2071 and encodes 642 amino acids.